This is a messenger RNA of Otolemur garnettii (small-eared galago), 484 nucleotides long. RefSeq names its product ribonuclease A family member k6 (gene RNASE6). Gene Ontology annotation, biological process: defense response to Gram-negative bacterium; antibacterial humoral response; antimicrobial humoral immune response mediated by antimicrobial peptide. Bases 1 to 450 code for a protein of 149 amino acids. Gene Ontology annotation, molecular function: RNA nuclease activity; nucleic acid binding. The transcript has a single exon. The record is from RefSeq and is a predicted model, not a curated record. Lineage: Eukaryota; Metazoa; Chordata; Mammalia; Primates; Galagidae.
AUGGUGCUAUGUUUUCCUCUCCUAUUCCUGUUGGAGCUCUGGGGACCCAUAUGCCCACUUUAUGCUCAGCCUAUGCAUCUCACCAAGGCUCAGUGGUUUGAAAUUCAGCAUAUACAGCUAUAUCCUCUCCAAUGCAACAGGGCAAUGUAUGGCAUCAAUAAUUACACGGGGCACUGUAAACCUCUAAACACCUUUCUGCACGACUCUUUCCAGAACGUGGCGGCUACCUGCAAUUUGCCCAACCUCGUCUGCAAAAAUGGUCAGAACAACUGCCACCAGAGCCCAAAGCCUGUCAACAUGACUCACUGCAGACUCACUUCAGGAAAGUAUCCUCAGUGUCGCUACAGGGACUCUACCCAAUACAAAUUCUUCGUUGUUGCCUGUGACCCCCCUCAGAAGAUUGACCCUCCCUAUCAUCUGGUUCCUGUACACUUAGAUAGUACUGUCUAAGGUCGCCAUCAGUUUUCCUCUCAUUUGACACCAG